Molecule: messenger RNA, 754 nt
Organism: Periconia digitata
Lineage: Eukaryota; Fungi; Ascomycota; Dothideomycetes; Pleosporales; Periconiaceae
Source: the annotation of a GenBank genome assembly
UCUCAAAUUCCCAGUCAUCAUCCACAACACAUUGUCGACAUGUUGCUCUUCUGUCCAACUUGCAGCAACAUGCUGCGCGUCUCCAAAGUGCCCCCCGGCGAUCCCUCCAUCGAGCAGUACGAAGGCCAGAAUCGUUUCGAGUGCAUGACAUGUCCUUACCAAUUCGUCAUCAACAAGCGAUACUAUGAAAGGAAGAUGCUGAAGAAGAAGGAGGUCGAAGAUAUUUUAGGUGGAAAGGACGCCUGGGCCAAUGUGGACAAGACCAAGGUGCAAUGUCCGAAUGAGAAGUGUAGAAACGAUGAGGCCUAUUGGUAUCAGCUCCAGAUUCGAAGUGCCGACGAACCCAUGACGGCUUUUUACAAGUGCACCAAAUGUGCCAAAGAGUGGAGAGAGUAGAGAUUCCGAUCGUUUCACGUUCGCAUUUACAGGUGUUCUGGUGCAAGGUUGCUUUUCCAAUACCCCGGCGUUUUCAUCUAUUGAAAUGAUAGGAUAUAUCCUUUUCCGUCAUAAACAUAUACAAACAUUCACCCGGACUCCCAACAUCUUCCAAUUACGUCACAUUUACAGAGAAUAUACUAGGCUUUCUCCUCUUGGAUACGAAUCCUCCCCAACGGGAUAUGCCGAGCAUUGUAUGGGCUUUGUCUAUACAAGCAGUGACGUAGGUGUCUCGUAUAUGAGUGUUUUGUAUGGUAUAAUUCAAAGCAGUAGAUGCCAUUUCUACACAUACAACACAGUGUUACUCCCACGGCCAAUC